Messenger RNA from Erythranthe guttata (spotted monkey flower), 685 nucleotides. NCBI's taxonomy places the organism in Eukaryota, Viridiplantae, Streptophyta, Magnoliopsida, Lamiales, Phrymaceae. The record is from RefSeq and is a predicted model, not a curated record.
AUGCUGUCCGAGAGAAAACGUUUAGAGCGAUUGGAAAAAUCCGUGGAGGAGAUACGGAUCGGUCUCCAAAAAUUGCUCGAACAAAGUCAAGGACGACGCCAACAUAAGAGCCGAAGGGACCGCCGGCCAAAACCAACAUCGCCGCCACCAUCGGAUGUGUUGUCCAAAGGGAAAGGCAACCGCAAUAGUUACGCCUGUAAUACAGGCUUACGCAUCAGGCCUUCCGGUCAAGAGGGUCGUGGCCCGAAAUUCGUCGAGGAAGCUGAACCAAUUAUUAAGAGUCAAGCGCAACUAUUUUUCAUGUCUGUAGAUAGCCAUGAUGAUGAAAUUUUGACAUCAAUUGCUGAAUUGAUGCAAACCGCUGAGGAUUGGGAUCAUGUGCAAACUGAAUCAAAAGCUUGUGGUGUUGUGGUUGAGAUUUUGGACAAGAAUAUUCAGAAUCAUGAUUCGAAGGUUACAGAAAUAAGAAGGGAAAUUCUUGACAUAAAUCAUUCUUCUAAAUCUCAGAUGCAUCAAAAUAGUAUGCAACAAGAAAGUGAGGAUGAAGAUCAACAAGAAAGUGAGGAUGAAGAGACGCAAAAAUUGAAUAAUAUGGAACUUGCAAAUAUUAUUCUAGUUGGUAAUAGAAAUUCACAAUCAUGGCAGCAUGGGCGGCAAAAUUAUUUUGCGUUUAUGGCCACUGAAG